GCUCCAUUCAAAUCCUCUAGAUCUCAUUUUCUCACCCAAAGUUUUUUUAAAAAAAGCCCCAGACGUCUUUGUAUACGUCUUUGGCAAACCUUGUACCUUAGUUUUACUAGCAAUCAAAAUCAACCAAAAAUGAGAGAGUGCAUCUCAAUCCACAUCGGUCAGGCCGGUAUCCAAGUGGGUAAUGCCUGCUGGGAACUCUACUGCCUUGAACAUGGCAUUCAGCCUGAUGGACAAAUGCCUGGCGACAAAACAGUAGGAGGCGGAGAUGAUGCCUUCAACACCUUUUUCAGUGAGACCGGCGCCGGGAAACACGUCCCUCGUGCCGUGUUCUUGGAUCUGGAGCCCACUGUCAUCGAUGAGGUCAGGACCGGGACAUACCGCCAGCUUUUCCACCCCGAACAACUCAUCAGCGGCAAGGAAGACGCUGCUAACAACUUUGCUAGAGGCCAUUACACAAUUGGGAAAGAGAUUGUGGAUCUGUGCCUUGAUAGGAUCAGGAAGCUAGCUGAUAACUGCACUGGGCUUCAGGGGUUUUUGGUUUUCCACGCUGUUGGUGGAGGAACAGGUUCUGGGUUGGGGUCUCUGCUUCUUGAGAGGCUGUCUGUGGACUAUGGAAAGAAAUCAAAGCUGGGUUUCACUGUCUACCCGUCCCCUCAAGUUUCAACCUCUGUUGUGGAACCUUAUAACAGUGUUCUGUCCACUCACUCACUCCUGGAGCACACUGAUGUCUCGGUGCUACUCGACAAUGAAGCCAUUUAUGAUAUUUGCCGCAGAUCAUUGGACAUUGAGAGACCCACUUACACCAAUCUCAAUAGGCUUAUUUCUCAGGUGAUUUCUUCAUUGACUGCAUCUUUGCGUUUUGAUGGUGCAUUGAAUGUGGAUGUGACAGAGUUUCAGACCAAUUUGGUCCCAUAUCCAAGGAUUCACUUUAUGCUUUCAUCAUAUGCACCAGUUAUCUCAGCUGAGAAGGCUUACCACGAGCAGCUUUCUGUGUCUGAAAUCACCAACAGUGCAUUUGAGCCCUCGUCCAUGAUGGCUAAAUGUGACCCUCGACAUGGAAAAUACAUGGCUUGUUGUUUGAUGUACAGAGGUGAUGUGGUCCCCAAGGAUGUGAAUGCAGCUGUGGCCACCAUCAAGACCAAGAGGACUAUUCAGUUUGUUGAUUGGUGCCCAACUGGGUUCAAGUGCGGUAUCAAUUACCAGCCUCCAACUGUGGUUCCUGGUGGUGACUUGGCUAAGGUUCAAAGGGCUGUUUGUAUGAUCUCCAACUCAACUAGUGUGGCUGAGGUGUUCUCAAGGAUUGAUCAUAAGUUUGAUUUGAUGUACGCGAAGAGGGCCUUCGUGCAUUGGUAUGUUGGUGAGGGUAUGGAGGAAGGAGAGUUUUCAGAGGCUAGAGAAGAUUUGGCUGCAUUGGAGAAGGAUUAUGAGGAAGUUGGGGCUGAGUCUGCUGAAGGAGAAGAUGAUGAAGGUGAUGAGUAUUAGGUUGUGGGCAGUGUUGGUGUAGUGUUCUGCCAAUGGACUCAUUGGUCUGAAUUUAGUCUUAAGUGUCUGUAGUGCCUUAUGUUUUAAAGUUUCUUUAGAUGUAUUUUGAUGUUGGUUUAAUGGAAUUGAAACUAUCUUUGCUCAA
Molecule: messenger RNA, 1627 nt
Organism: Quercus lobata
Lineage: Eukaryota; Viridiplantae; Streptophyta; Magnoliopsida; Fagales; Fagaceae
Product: tubulin alpha chain-like
Exons: 4
Coding region: 130-1482 (450 amino acids)
Biological process (GO): microtubule-based process
Cellular component (GO): microtubule
Molecular function (GO): GTP binding; structural constituent of cytoskeleton
Source: RefSeq, a predicted model, not a curated record